UGCAGUCUGGAAAUUAGAGACCUGUGCAAGAGACUGUUGUGGUCUGCAUUGUUCAGAUUGUGGGCAGUAGAAGGCAUCGCUACCUGCGAGUAGGAGCGGAGACCGAGCGGUUAUUGGAGAUACAGAGAAGAAGCCGGAGAAAGAAGAGCUGUCAUCGGCUGGCUGAAGUAUAAUAGAUUGCAAGCUCAUGAGACUGUCUGGGUCUCUUCUUCGAGCGGGGAGACUUGCGCACAUCUGGUGAGGAUUAGGAGAGGGCUCAGGGUUUGUCUGGGAUGGAUCUCUCCAGAAAAGCAGCGCUCCUGGUGUUUCUGUGUCUGGAUAUGUUGGCGCACUCCUUAGCGGACAUGUACAGCUCCAUGCUCAGCGUCCAGCAGGCCGUCAGCACCGAGAAGGUCUUACUGCGGGAUCUGGGGACCUACAUCCAGCGGGAAACCGACAGGCUCAAUGACUUAAGAAGGUUCCACGAGAAGGUCGAGGGCUUUCACCAGGGAAGCCAGGAGCCCAUAACGGAUCCGGUUCUCGCCUUCACCUUACUGAAGAGGCUUCAGUCCGAGUGGAGGAACGUGGUGCACAGCGAGGAGACUUCCGAAAACCUCAAAGGCCUCAAGGACGGUUACGAAAAGGUGGAGCAAAAUCUUCCCAUUUUUGAAGACGUAGAAGGGGCAGCCAAAGCACUAAUGAGAUUGCAGGACGUCUAUUCGCUCAACGUGAAAGGCCUGGCCAAAGGGAAGCUACAGAGGAGCGCAAGCCCCGGACCCGUCCUUCAUUACGACCCCUCGACGAUGUCCGCCAUGACUGCCGACGACUGCUUUCAAAUCGGCAAGGUCGCCUACGACAUGGAGGACUAUUAUCACUCCAUACCAUGGCUGGAAGAAGCGGCGAGCAUGUUCCGCCAGUCUUACGGAAGCUGGUUUACCGAGGACGAGGGCAGCCUGGAGGACGCUCUUGACUACUUGGCCUUUUCUUAUUAUAAAGCUGGAAAUGUUUCCCAGGCGCUGGAUCUGUCCCGCGAGUGUCUGCUCUACGAUCCGGAAAACAAAAGGGUGGCGCGGAACGUCGCCAAAUACGAGAAGAUUUUAGGUGAAAGUCGGAUCCGUUCAGAGUUGGAAGAAUUAAAAAUUCCCAGACCCAACGUCACCCACCUGAGGACGAGGGAUCUGUACGAAGGGCUGUGUCAGACCCUGGGGCAGCAGUCCAAGCUUUAUGAAAACCCGAGAAUGGUCUGUUUAUAUGAUACAAACGGCAGCCCUCACCUGAUCCUCCAGCCGGCAAAGAAAGAAAUCGUGAGCCUGGAGCCGUACGUCGUCCUCUUCCAUGACUUCAUCAGAGACCUCGAGGCCGAGACAAUUAAAGAGCUUGCGGCUCCUGGGCUGGCCCGGUCAGUGGUGGCAUCCGGAGAGAAACAGGCAGCCGCUGAAUAUCGCAUAAGUAAAAGCGCCUGGCUGAAGGACACCGCGCACCCUAUGAUCCGGAGGAUAGAUACUCGCAUAGCAGCUGUGACGGGUUUGAACGUCAGCGUCCCGUACGCCGAGCACCUGCAGGUGGUAAAUUACGGGAUAGGUGGGCACUAUGAGCCCCACUUCGACCACGCUACGUCCAGGAAGAGCCCCCUGUACAGAACAAACACCGGCAACCGCUUAGCAACCUUCAUGAUCUAUCUGAGCUCGGUGGACGCAGGAGGCUCCACGGCCUUCAUUUAUGCCAAUUUCAGCACCCCGGUGGUAAAGAACGCUGCUCUCUUCUGGUGGAAUCUGCGCAGAAAUGGGGAGGGAAACGAAGACACCCUCCAUGCCGGCUGCCCCGUACUAAUCGGCAACAAGUGGGUGGCCAAUAAGUGGAUCCAUGAACACGGCCAGGAGUUUAAUAGACCGUGUGCCCUGAACCCCAAAAACUAAAGGGAGGCCGUGAUGGAGUCAAAGCUGUUAUGAGGUCAUAGGUGGAGGAUCUGGUGCAACCCGAAAGCCAAGCAAAGGGUAGUCCGUGCUCGUCCAUACCGACAAGAAGGAGAGGGAAUCGUCUGCCCCGAAUGAUAGCUGGGGGGCCGCUAUGGUGUCUUUAGUUGAACUUAAUGCCGUUAAUGGGCCCAAUGUAAAAACAGAAGCAAUGAUUCAUAAGCUGUCUGGACCUCAGAAGUCUCUUCUUCAGAUGGAAACACCCAUGGGAGCCAAGACAAAAUCCCUUUUCCUGAAACAUUGCUGGAGUUUUUGUUUAGAGCAUGGAUAGGUGGAGUGCGGGUGACCAAGGGGUACGGACAGAGGUGGGACCGUCGGGUUUGAUUGGGGGACUGAUGUGAUGAUUAUUAUUGAUAUAGCGCCAUCAUAUUCCGCAGCGCGGUACAAUGGGGUUGUGCGGAAGGGAGCGCUGUGUGGGCAUGGGGGCAGGAUAGAAGGACUGGUGUGUUUAGGAUUGUGGCACGGUGUAGCAGCGUUGCUCUUUAACCCCUUCGGUCCAUACCGAUGGCAAACAGUGACUUCUCCGGCAGUGAGUGCCGCUUCGCGGGUUGGACCCCCACUCUUUGGGGACUCGAGUGAACACUCAUUGCUGUUUUAAGCCAGAAAGAAGAAGAUACAGACGUUUCUAUGGACAUACCGCAAACGUUUUGUGUUUUAUUUUAAAAGUAAAGAAUUAUUUCUAUCUGGUCUAUGAUGUCAUCGUCGCUUUGUGUAUCGACAAUAUUUUAACUGGGACCCUUAAGGGGUUAAUUUUCCCCAUGCAGGAAGGGCUGAGCUGACCCUGCAUAA
Spea bombifrons (plains spadefoot toad) is the source of this 2741-nucleotide messenger RNA. It is a transcript of the gene P4HA3, whose product is annotated as prolyl 4-hydroxylase subunit alpha 3. Gene Ontology annotation, cellular component: endoplasmic reticulum. The transcript is spliced from 13 exons. The record is from RefSeq and is a predicted model, not a curated record. Gene Ontology annotation, molecular function: L-ascorbic acid binding; procollagen-proline 4-dioxygenase activity; protein binding. Gene Ontology annotation, biological process: peptidyl-proline hydroxylation to 4-hydroxy-L-proline. The coding region runs from base 273 to 1895 and encodes 540 amino acids. NCBI's taxonomy places the organism in Eukaryota, Metazoa, Chordata, Amphibia, Anura, Pelobatidae.